GCGCGGACACCGGUGCCGCCAUCAUGGCGGCUUGAGGCGCGGCGGGUUCGGCGCCGGGAGCGGCGGGACGGGAGGCCGGGAGCGGAGAGAUUGAAAACCUAGAAUGGCAGGAGAACAGAAGCCAUCCUGCAAUCUUCUAGAGCAGUUCAUUUUACUAGCCAAAGGAACAAGUGGCUCAGCUCUGACUGCUCUUAUAAAUCAAGUGCUGGAAGCUCCUGGGGUUUAUGUCUUUGGAGAGCUGUUGGAGUUAACAAAUGUGAAAGAGCUUGCUGAGGGGUCUAACGCUGCUUAUUUCCAGCUGCUGAACCUGUUUGCAUACGGAACCUACCGGGACUAUGUGGCAAACAAAGAUAACCUGCCUGAAUUAACAGUGACUCAGAAAAACAAGCUGAAACACUUGACGAUCGUAAGCCUGGCUUCCCGAAUGAAGUGCAUUCCCUAUUCUGUGUUGCUGAAGGACCUGGAUAUGAGGAAUCUGAGGGAGCUGGAAGAUCUCAUUAUUGAAGCAGUUUACACAGAUAUUAUCCAAGGGAAGCUGGAUCAGCGAAACCAGGUGUUAGAGGUGGAUUUUUGUAUUGGCAGAGACAUUCAGAAGAAGGACAUCAGUAACAUUGUCAAAACACUCCAGGAAUGGUGUGAUGGCUGUGAAGCAGUUCUUUUAGGAAUUGAGCAGCAAGUACUUAGAGCCAACCAGUACAAAGAGAACCACCACCGAACUCAGCAGCAGGUAGAGAUGGAGAGUUUUUAGGAAUAUGUCAUUGUUUCAUUCUGCUCCAUGACGAAGGUCCGUGUCUCUCAGGGACUGUUGACAUUUUGCUGAUAGCUCCUCAAGUUUGGCCCUCCCACAGAGCUCCCAGAGGUAAGUGAUUGUAAAGAGAGUGUGUGUUUACCCCCUAGCCUGGGCUGACCCUGCCUCUUGGCAUCCCUGUGGUGCUACUCCCCUCUCCAGUGGGUCAGCCAGGCAAAGGAAUGGGCAGCACUUUUUCUUCCUGUCUGAAUCUACAGGCACGGAGGCUUCUUUGUGCAGUGUGUGCAUCUCAUGACAUGCCCUACUGCAAACUGCCUCAGUGUGGUAGCUGUGACCACAGUUUUUUCUUGUUGAUAGGAAGAGAUGUCCCUGCUCUAGUGAAUAUGCAUACAUACCCACUGGAAAUUCCAGGCAGUAAUGGGAUGCCACAAGGUCAUUUAACAGUCCUCACAUAUAUAUUUCCCCACAGCACACAAAAUAAUUCGUGCCAGUAGUCCUUGCUUGCUCUAAUUCUAGUAGGAGAUGGCACACACUUCCACAUCUCCAGAUCUCCAAAGAGCCUUUGGAAUCUGUAUCAUUUGGGUGUUUUUGAAAUGUUUUUGAAAGUCACACAUGAUAGCUCUGUGUUUCCAUAAGAGCUGAUUGGGGUGGGUAAGCAAAGCCUCAUUCCAUCAGGGAUCAGCCUCAUUGUGAGUAUUUGGGGCUUGUCUGACCAUAGGCUGUAUUUUCAUGGGUAUGAGGUUUGCAAGUAGUGUUCUCCUGCCCUCCAGAUUCUUCCCAAAGAUGCUGUUUAUCUCACCAGCCCUCAUGUUCCACUCACGGUCUCAUGAUCAGCACAGUCCUAAGGCUGCUCUGUGCUGAUGCAGUAAGUAACGUCUCGGUGUUUCAUUGUCACCUUCGCAGCUGUUAGAGAGCACCAGUUCCUUCAGGAUCACCUGCCAGCUGUGAUGCUGUACUUUUUACAUCACGACUCGGAGAUGACACCUCUCCUUGCUGGCAGACAAGCCAGGUGGGUAGGCAUUGCUCCUCAGAGCUGUUCUGCAUCUCAGGAGGUGCAGGCUGUAGCCUGGCUUAGCAUAAAGGAAAUCAAGGACAAGGACAGUGUUGUAAAUAAGGGGCAAAGCACAGAACUGUGUCCUCUUCCAGCUCUGCUGCAGCUGCAGAGAGCAACCUUGGGCAGAUCAGUUCCUCUGCAGCUGCAUUUCCCAGGACAGCCUUGCUCCUACCUGCUGACUUGUGACAGGGUUUUGGUCUCCUGGCUGGGCAGAGGUUGGUUGUGAUGGAGUUGAAGAUGUGUGUGUGUGGUAGGGGGGAAAUCUUAACACCUUUUAAGCUUUUCCAGGAAUCGUCUUCAUUUUAAAUAGCACACCCUUCUUUUCCCCUGAUUCAGAUAAGGUGGUCCAUUGUGGGACUAUCAGCCUGGAAUAUUAUGGGUAAUAUACCAGGUUAAUUAUGGAGGGGGCAGGAAAAAUAGCCUGUGCAGUUUUCAACAAUAUCAAAGGGAUGCUACCUAAUGAUUUUCCUAUUAGCUCUUUUCCCAUCCUGCCAGAGUCGCUGCAGAAGUGUCAUUUACAAAGGCAGUUUGCAACUCAUUACCCUGGAUUUUCACUGUAGUUCUGCUCCAGAGAGCGUGGGCUUUUGCUGCGUGCCCCAACCUAAUGAAUUGCCUGAUUCAGUUAGUGCUGCCAUCCCUCCUGACAAGGUUAGUUGCUGACUGACAGGAAGGGGCCUGAAUUCAAUUCCCUUCUUGUUUUUAACUCAUGCUUGUGUCAGGUGCAGGCUCCCUCUGGAAGUCGCCCUGUGAUCCCUUCCCUUUGUUUUUCUGCCUUCUGAGGGAAGCAGCCCAUGCUUGGAGAAGUCAUGGAGCAAGUGGCAGGGGCAUGUUUGUUGCUGCCCCUGGCAGUCCCUGCUCCAUGCCUGAAGUCCCUUUCCAGAUGGAAAAUUCCUUUGCUCUCUUGCUUUGGGACUCCAGGUUUCUCUUUUUCUUCAUUGCUUUGGGAUUUGCUGUCACCAGAGCUGGGCUUUGUAACCCUUCAGCAAUAAGUACCUGGGAAGAGUUGCAUGAAUGGUACCAGGGAAAAACAUGGAAUAUGGGCUGGGGGAACAGAACAGAUUUCCCACAACAUUAGAAGACAACAGUGCCCCUGCUGUGAGUGUUCCAACGUCUGCUCCAACCUGUUUGGGCUUUGCCAGGCACUUGUACUACAGCACUGGAGGAAGCUCUUUGUCCUUUUCCACUAGAUUUUUCAGGCUGGGGGCUGAUGGCUCAACUCCUGCUAGGAAUUGCUCCUGGAGAGGAGAAAUCAAGGCUGUUUCUAUGUCAUGUCACAAGUGUUCCCAUUUGGAAACUGAAUUGGCUACUCCUCAUCCAGCUGGUAGUGCAGAAAAUGUGUAGGUUCCAUGAGUGCUAAUUUGACCUGAGUAUGGACAGGGAACCCUGGGACUCCUUCUCCCCUCACUUCCAGGUGUGUGUACACACCUCUGCUAAAGGCCAUUCUCUGAGACUAUGGUUGAGAUAUCAGAUGCCACCUCCUGAGGCUGCACCUUGCAUCCAGAACAACUAUUGUUCACUUAUGCUGUCUAGGCUGGGAUGUAGCAGGGGAGUUUCCCAGGGCUGGCCAUGGAUCCUUUCAUGGGAUGUUGUAAGGAUCUGACCUAGCUGGCCAUCAGGGGAGGCAGUGAUGCGAGAUGAGUUUGGUUUUGCUGCAUAAGAUGCCUCCUUGCCUCUUAAUCACAUUCCUGUGGCCCCUCUUUCUUGCUGCCCUUGUUUUCUACUGAGCCCCUGUCAGAGACCCAGUUGUGGCCAUUUCGGGUGAUUGCUGUGUUCUAAUGAGCCAUUUCUGAUUUCCAUUCUUGCUUGUCCAGUGAAGCAGGAAGGUGCUCAUCACUGCUGAGAACUGACCUCUGCUGGCAGUGCCACUCUCUGCCUGUCAGACCCACUGCUCUGGCUGUGCCACGGAGGGGCUGAGGUUGAGUGGAUCUGAGCUUUCCUGAGUGUUCUUUCGCCCCUGAGUGCUGCCUUCUCUCUUGCACAUCAUCACCACACAUGGGCACAAUAUUCCCAUCCUGCUGGUGGGCAUCCACAUCCUAAGGGACAGGUGGCUCCCUGGUCAGACCAGAAGCAGGAAAGUGAGGAACCAAGCUGUUAUCCUCUCCCUCUGCACCAGGAGCUGUAGCUCUUGAUUGCUCUUCUCUGCCGAGCUAAUGGCCUUUUGCUGUACAGCUUUGCCCUUUUCCUUGGGCUUGCUUUUUCCCAGGAAGCCCAGUGGAUGGAAGGGACCCAUGCUGUGGGCUGUGCUUUUAUUCUUGGACAGUGCUGCCGAGGAGAAACAGGAAUCCAGACUGUACAUGACCCCAGGCUGUGAUCUUCAAUCUCCCAAUCUUAUCUCAGGUUCUGCCUCACUAAUGUGGUAAAAUUGUGUGGAUUGAAUUCCUGAGGCUGAGUCCCUGCUGCUGUGUUGAGGACAGCCCCUCUGUCAUUAGGCAGGUGGUUUUAUUUCAGCUCUGGCUUGAAGCAAAAAGCCAAAACUGGAAGGAGAAUUGUCUCCACCUUGGUCCCAGCAUGUCACUCUAUCAUGGUCACUACUCUGGCUUCAUGCUCAAGGACCAGGACUCUGAGCAGGACCUGCAGCACCACCUUCUUACACCUCUGUUCAGACCUGGCUGUGCAAGGUCUGCACAGUGAGCGAUUCCUGUUGUCCUGUGUAGGUUUCCUGGGUGACAGCGGACAGUCCCCUUUAAUGGGCAUCUCUUUAGGAGCUCCUGAUACAGCCCCUCCUUCCCUCUAAAGAUGUGUGGAGCUGGAAGGGUGACCUUCACAGGUGUAUUUGCCUUACAGAGCCCUGACAGUAGGUUGCCAUUCCCUAUGGGAGCUGCCACUUGCCCAUACUGCCUCCCUCCCUGCCAGGGUCUUGAUUUUGUUCCCCAUAGGCAACAUGUUGUGUGAUCCAUCAGCUGCUGCUCCCCGUCCAGCUGGGUCCUGUGGGCACUGCGAGGUGGGUACCUGUCUCUGACGGAGGCCGUGCUCAUGCGAGGUCAGAAACGUCCCCUGUGCGCUCCUAACCUGAUGAUUGAGCUGUCGGGUGUCGGGAUGAAUCCUCUUGUUCUGUGCACCCAGUGUUCUGUCAGAGCUGGGGUGAGUCUGGCUGGAGGUUUCUAUGGUUUCCUGGUGGUUGCUAAGGAAAAGGAUCGCUUUGCCUCUGGGUCUUGGUGACUUUCUCUUUGCCCUGUCCUAGGCACCAGAGCCCAGCAGAACAUAAUGCUCGUUGUUUCCCAGCCCACUACAAUGGCCAGGGCAUAAUUUGUGACUCCUGUCACGGCUGGGCUGGGCGCCUGCCACUCUCUUUUUUUCUAAGGCCUCUUUGAAGAAUGAGACCAAAGAGCCUUCAAGCAGGAGUUUGUGUGUUUACUGCACUCCCCACCCCCUCACUUGCUGUUUCCUUUAGAGCUCCAAGUCAUUUUAACGAUUUAUUUCAUGCACUUUACAUAGCAAGAAGCUUUAGCAACAGCUGUGUCUAUGAAUCCUUACCAGGCAGCUCUCGGUAUAUUUUGGUCUGCCUACGUAUGGUCCCUGGCUCAGUUAAAUAAAUUCUCUGCUGGAGGAAGGGACUUUACAGCUUAGUGGCAAAGGGCUGGCGGAUGGGAAUAUCAACAAGACACUUAGUGAGCCACUGGAUCCUGGAAUGGCAGUGCCUCUGGCACAAAGCUCUGCUCCCACCAGCGCAGCUGGGGGCCAGGUCCAGCGCAGGCUCUUUGUUGCUGUCAGCAGGGACGGCGUCUCCAUCCAGCACCAGUGAUAGAACUGCAGUUAUGGGCUGAAGCUUGGGCUGGAAGUGGUUAAAGCACGUCUGGGACAGAUGCUGCCCUUGUCACGCUGCUGUCGAUCCAGGGCUCGGCUGUUAACCAUGGUGGGCUCAUUUCCAUGGGUGCCAUUUGGGAUCUGGGCAUAGAGGUGCUGCCCAAGGCUGUGUGCUCGCAGGGAGCUCAGCUGGGGUCUGCAGAGUCUUACAGCGCCAGGCAGGAUUCAGUCCAUCAGAGCAUCACAGGAUUGGGCACAAGUUUACUUUUGCAUAUGGGAUCAAAGCUUAAAAUAUCAGCUGGCCUUUCUCUCACUCCUGACUUUUCUAAAACAUCUGAACAAUUUCUUCCUUAGCUCUGUUAAAAUCAAUCAAUCUGACAUUGAAAUUGUAUGUGAAUUUGAUAAAUAAAGACAGGUUACAAAAUG
Molecule: messenger RNA, 5972 nt
Organism: Pyrgilauda ruficollis (rufous-necked snowfinch)
Lineage: Eukaryota; Metazoa; Chordata; Aves; Passeriformes; Passeridae
Gene: COPS7B
Product: COP9 signalosome subunit 7B
Exons: 7
Coding region: 104-748 (214 amino acids)
Biological process (GO): COP9 signalosome assembly
Cellular component (GO): COP9 signalosome
Source: RefSeq, a predicted model, not a curated record